GUCACAUGAACUGCAUACCUCCACGCAAGGGACACUCUCACACUCUCUCCUGAACCGCCGCUCUCCCGAGGCUCAGCAAUGCUUCCAGUUGUCGGUGCCUCCUUGGGUGGCGGCGUGUCAUUGGCGGGGAACAAGCGGAAGGAACCGUCCACGCCUGUCCCCGUACAAGACCCCGGAGAUGUGAUGAGGGUCACCCCAUUGGGUGCUGGGCAGGAAGUCGGGAGGAGUUGCCUGUUACUGGAAUAUAAGGGCAAAACAAUCAUGCUGGACUGCGGGUUACAUCCUGCAAACAGUGGAUUUUCGGCAUUGCCUUUCCUGGAUGAAGUGGAUCCGUCAACGGUGGAUGUGCUGUUGAUUAGCCACUUCCACGUUGAUCACGCUGCAGGUUUGCCGUACUUCAUGGAAAAGACCACGUUCAAAGGUCGCGUCUUUAUGACCCAUCCGACAAAAGCCAUCUACAAAUGGCUGCUGUCUGAUUAUGUGAAAAUAAGCAACCUCUCGGCGGAAGACCAACUCUACGAUGAACAAGAUCUCCAACGAAGUUACGAAAAGAUCGAAGUGGUCGACUACCACCAAGAGAUGGACGUCGAAGGCAUCAAGUUUACACCCUAUAACGCCGGCCACGUCCUCGGUGCCGCCAUGUUCCUGAUCGAGAUUGCUGGUGUCCGCGUGCUUUACACCGGCGACUAUUCUCGGGAAGAAGACCGGCAUCUGAUGGCUGCUGAGCGGCCACCGAAUGUGACUCCAGAGGUCCUCAUCUGUGAAUCGACGUACGGCGUGCAAUCUCACGAGCCGCGCGUUGAGCGUGAAGCGAGAUUCACGCGCAUGGUGCAUAACGUCGUCCAGCGCGGCGGGCGAUGUCUGCUCCCCGUCUUCGCCCUCGGACGUGCACAGGAACUGCUAUUGAUCCUAGACGAGUACUGGCAAGCUCACGCGGAACUCCACAACGUGCCGAUCUACUACGCAUCAAGUCUGGCCAAGAAGUGUAUGACGGUCUUCCAGACGUACACCAACAUGAUGAACGCGAGGAUCCGGCAGCAGGUCAAGAUCAGCAACCCGUUUCAGUUUAAACACAUCAGUAAUUUGAAGAGUAUGGCGCAUUUCGACGAUGUUGGGCCUUGUGUAAUGAUGGCUAGUCCGGGAAUGUUGCAGAAUGGACUGUCGCGAGAACUUUUCGAACUUUGGUGCGUCGAUGCAAGAAACGGAGUUAUCAUUCCCGGUUAUGUCGUGGAGGGGACGCUCGGCAAGCAAAUCUUGUCGCAACCAGAAGAGGUGCAAUCGAUGUCCGGCGCCAAGCUGCCUCUUCGAUUAUCUGUCGAAUAUAUAUCGUUCUCGGCACAUGUGGACUACAGGGAGAACUCAGCAUUCAUUGAGGAUGUCGGUGCGCCAAAUCUGAUCCUUGUACACGGUGACUCCAACGCUAUGGGUCGUCUGCGGAGCGCUCUGCAGAGCAAGUACGCCGAGCGAGAUGUCCAGUUGCACAUCCAUACGCCCAAGAACUGCGAGACGGUCGAGCUGUACUUUCGAGGUGAAAAGAUGGCGAAGACAAUCGGCCGCCUAGCCAAAAACCCACCCCAACCCAGCCAACUCGUCAGCGGCGUCCUCGUCUGUCGCGAUUUCACAUACCACCUCCUCGACCCCGAAGACCUACCCGAAUUCACGGACCUGACCCCCGCAUCCAUCACGCAACGCCAAUCGAUCCCGUGCCGUGCGCCGUUUGGGAUCGUGAAGUGGUAUCUGGAGAUGAUGUAUGGGCCGGUUGAGUUGACUGGCGCCAGGAGUUUUAGGGUCUUUGAUGUGGUGAAGGUAACGCAAUCGCCAAACCUGCGCGUGUACACACUUGAAUGGGAAGGAAGCGCAGUGAAUGACAUGAUCGCGGACUCUAUCGUUGCUGUCAUUCUGGAACGAGCCGGAACGAGUCCCGCUAGUGUCAAACUCACGAACUCCUCGUGCAGCCACUCACACGGAAGCCAAGACGGUGAAGAGGAGGAUAACGCCAAAAUCAAAGAGUUGGAUGACGAAGGCACUCCAAAACCCGAGCCAAGGGACGAGGACGAGGACUCCCAGGACACGAAAGAUGACCAGACCAACGUCGAUGUGCGAGCCAAAGAAGGAUUUGAGCAAGGAAGCCACGACACAGAAGCCGCGGAGUCCUCGCCGGUCCUCCAUCUUCCUGAACUCGCGUCGUCUAUCGAGCACGCUACCCGGAUCAUUUACAACCAGUUUGGAAAGGGAAAUGUGAACACUGUGGUGCACGAUACUUCAGAACCAUCGCAUCACGGGUCUUGGUCGCUAUUGUCCACUGCCGAGGACAAGAGCGAGGUUUUAGGAACCAGAAAUUCAGGACAGCGGCAGCUAACCGAUGCGACAGUAUCCUCCGCUGACGUCGGCAGCGGGGCGCUAGUGCCUUUGGUGGCUGAUUCGACUCAGCAUCCCACUAAGUCAACAGAUCAGUUGAUGUGGAACGUGGUGUCCUGGACUGUCUCGGUGGAUGGGGAAGCUGUUGUCGCGCAGGUGCUCGCGUCGUGGUAUGCGGCACCUGCUGGGAAUGAGAGUGGAGAGGAGAAGCUGGCGCAGGCGACGCAGAAGAAGCGGGUUAGGUGUUCUGUGACCGUCUCAAAAGUCCCCUCUCCACCCGCCCCAUCAACCACGCACGCAGCUCAAGAUGACAACCCUACCACACCCAAACCCACAUCACCAACCAAGGACGUAAAGCCGAGACUAUCACUGACAAGACGGGCAUCACAGCAUCGUUCAGCGUCUUCCGUAGCGUCAGAUGAGCUUGCGCGCCGCGUGCUGACCGUGGUGCAGAGAGCGUGGAGGGCUGUUCGCCCGGUGGGAGAGAUGUGGGCAUUGUGAGGGGUGGAAAUUUUAGCUUAUAGGCAGGUCCUGCUUCUUUUUUGGGUAUUCUACUUCAAAGGACUGCUUUGUGGAUAAAUGCAAUUGUGUGUGUGCGGUCAUCAAAUGCCAAUAUUGCAUCGCUUUGUUUCUGAUGUCGCAAAUGCAAUCCGUUUUCCUCAACAAAUGGCUGCAGAGUGUCCU
Fimicolochytrium jonesii is the source of this 3042-nucleotide messenger RNA. Its product is annotated as beta-lactamase-like protein. The record is from RefSeq and is a predicted model, not a curated record. The transcript has 12 exons. Lineage: Eukaryota; Fungi; Chytridiomycota; Chytridiomycetes; Spizellomycetales; Powellomycetaceae. Gene Ontology annotation, biological process: mRNA 3'-end processing by stem-loop binding and cleavage. Gene Ontology annotation, cellular component: mRNA cleavage and polyadenylation specificity factor complex. Gene Ontology annotation, molecular function: RNA endonuclease activity; RNA binding; 5'-3' exonuclease activity. The coding region runs from base 79 to 2859 and encodes 926 amino acids.